AUGGCCACUCCAAAUACUUCGAAUGCUGCUGGUUCAAAACCGUUUAAUCGAAUGCAAGCUGCCAAAGUUAGACUUAUUCCUGAUGGCCGAAAGCAGCAAUUAAAUACUCGUUAUUUGGUUACUUUGCCUGGAGUUCUCAAAUUGGCAGAAUUGUUAGUAGGGUUUGUUGCCUUUAUUUUGGCUAUUUGUGCUGAUCGUCGUUCAACUGCAUCAGCAUGGACUGCUCAUAUAACUUUUGAAACAACAAUUGUUGUUUGCAUAUUAAUUCUUCUUUAUGUAGUUUUCCCUCAUUUAUCAUUAUCAGAUGAACGUAACAGAGAAGGACUUGUUGUUGUGGAACUUAUAUUUUAUGGUUUAAAUACUUUACUUUUCUUUAUCGCUAUUUGGUUAAUGAUACAUUUGGCAUGGGGAAGUCUUUCAGAUAGUCGAGGGGCAGCAAUAAUGGGAGCAAUUUUUUGUUUUGCUCUUUGUGUAAUUUAUGCUGUCGAAACAUUUAUAAAAUAUAUGCAAUGGGUGGGCCAAGAUAUUUUUCCUCAACCAGCAGACAGCCCUUAUGUACACCGCGUGCCACCAGCACCCGCACAAGAAAUGGAAAAAAGAUAUGAACCAAAAAAUGGAAAUGAAGAACACGUGGCAGUUUAA
Meloidogyne enterolobii is the source of this 642-nucleotide messenger RNA. NCBI's taxonomy places the organism in Eukaryota, Metazoa, Nematoda, Chromadorea, Rhabditida, Meloidogynidae. The record is from the annotation of a GenBank genome assembly.